Molecule: messenger RNA, 1625 nt
Organism: Asterias rubens (European starfish)
Lineage: Eukaryota; Metazoa; Echinodermata; Asteroidea; Forcipulatida; Asteriidae
Product: zinc finger protein ZIC 4-like
Exons: 2
Coding region: 18-1625 (535 amino acids)
Biological process (GO): central nervous system development; regulation of transcription by RNA polymerase II
Cellular component (GO): nucleus
Molecular function (GO): DNA-binding transcription factor activity, RNA polymerase II-specific; RNA polymerase II cis-regulatory region sequence-specific DNA binding
Source: RefSeq, a predicted model, not a curated record
GAGAGAUUAGAAGAGAGAUGAGUACGGAAGCAUUGCACCCGCAGUAUAUGGACCACUCUCUGGUCAAACGGAGCUCAGCCCUACGUUUCGUCGACGUGGGACCGCACCAGAACUACAACGGCAUGCCGAGCUUUGGGUUGCCUCCUCAUGCCCACCACGGCCACGGCGGAGAGGCCAUCGGCUCCGAGUCCAAUAUGCCGCCGUUGAAUAUGAACCCGUACGGGAUGCCAGAUACAACUCACAUGGGGGGUCUCAAGCUUAGCCCCCAGCACUCCCACAUGGGGGAGGCAUCCAUCGUGUCCUCCCAGGCCAACUACGGGUCGCAGUCAAACGGCUAUGCCCCCCACUCGCACGCCCAUGGACACCCGAGCGUCGGUGGUUACCCCAGCCAGCCCUUCACGACGGGACGGGACUUCUUGCUACGGCGGGACCCUCUCCCCGGCUCGGGGAUGCACCCGUCCCUCGGUAGUCUGUCAUCCCACGAGCCGUCGUACUCCUCCAACUCGGGUGCCAGCCAUCACAGCAUGUUCCCCGGGGGUGGCUCGCUCCAUCACUCGGUGGACAACUCGGCAACUCAUGUGAUAUUCCCCGGACUUCACGAACAGUCGAGCCACAGUGGGUCCAUGAACAGCCAAAUGCGGCUGGGGCUUCCCAGCGACAUGCGGACCGAUCAAUUCAACCCGAUGUCCGGACCCCGUACCGAUUACCUCACUUCCCCACAGCUCCAUAAUCACAUGAAUAUGAACAUGAACAUGAAUAUGAACAUUGCUCCCCACCACAGCCACGCUGCGUUCUUCCGGUAUAUGCGACAGCCGAUCAAGCAGGAACUGUCCUGUCUCUGGAUCGAGCAGGAACAGCCGGAACCUAAGAAACCCUGUAAUAAAACCUUCACCACUAUGCACGAGAUUGUAACGCACAUCACCGUGGAACAUGUAGGGGGACCGGAACAGACAAAUCACACGUGCUUUUGGCAAAACUGUCCGAGGGAACAGAAGCCUUUUAAGGCGAAGUACAAGCUGGUGAACCAUAUCAGGGUUCACACGGGAGAGAAACCAUUUCCCUGCCCCUUCCCCGGGUGUGGCAAGGUCUUCGCACGGUCGGAAAAUCUCAAGAUCCACAAGAGAACACAUACAGGUGAGAAGCCCUUCAAGUGCGAGUUCGACGGUUGCGAUCGUCGCUUCGCCAACUCCAGCGACCGGAAAAAACACUCGCACGUCCACACUUCGGACAAGCCGUACAACUGCAAGAUCCGAGGCUGCGACAAGAGCUACACGCACCCAAGCUCUCUCCGGAAACACAUGAAGGUGCAUAGCAAAUCACCCCCACCCCCGGGGGUGUUCGAACCCGCGGCCACCUCACCGACGACGAGCUCCGAGUCAUCGCAGUCACAGGGAGGAGGUGGAGCUGGUGGUGGUGGGAUCGGGAACAGCAUGCCCCCGGCCCCGAGCCUCACCAACAGCAACCCGGCGACCAACCUGAGCGAGUGGUACGUGUGCCAGACGGCAGGCGGUAUGCCCACACCGCCCAGCAAUGAGCCCUCCCCGGUAAACAGUGGUAACAGUAAUAACACCCACAUGAGUUCAAGAAUUCCACCAAGUUCAAGUAAUAGCACGUCGAACUAUUGA